ACCUUCGGCUACAAUAGACCAAGUAGGUGUGGGAGGUCGGACCAUUAUACUGAGUAAAAGGUGUGAAGGGGAUUCGAUGAUAAAAGUGUUAUGAGAUAAGGAGCCCAGGAGUGGCCAAAGAGACAAAGGAUACCGAGUCACGACCUUGUCCACCACUAUGUCCACCUACGCAAGCCGGUGGCGUUUGACAAAAGAAGCGGGAUAGUGUAUCUCGAUCUUAGGCAAGGUAAACGUCUUCCGCAGUCGACCCGCUUCAUUGCCUGUCCAUGAGGAAAUGCUGCGAGUUCACAUUGAUUAUCGUUCACCGCCUCAGUCUACUGCACAGCACAACUGCGAUACAACUGAGCAUGCACAAGUAAAUCCCGGUGCCUUCGACCGCUUUGAAGUGACGUAUGGGACACAGUCAAAGACACAGAGGAUCUGAGUAUCGCGGAGAUCAAAUUUCUGGUUGCCACGCAACAUGAAUGUUCCUCAGUCCAGGAGGCACGUACGAUGCCGUCGCAGAAAAGAACGACUACUGAAGUACUGAAGUCCAGACUCCAGGACAGGAGUGGGGACAAUGUACAAACAGGAAAACAAUGUUGCCGAUGCAAUCUCCGUGUAGGGCACUGUGACAGAAAAUGUCACCGGGUUGGCGGCCCGCCUGACGAGUCAUUCAACAAUUAACCGAAGAGUCAGAAAGCCAAUGAGCCAAACCAGGCUUGUGAGUUGUCCGGGCUGAGCUUCAGCCAGACAUAAUACCACGAAGAAAGAAGUAAGUAGCAAGCUACUUACAAAUUGAUCAACUAAAAUGGCAGUCCAAAGUUUACCUGCGGACUUCUACACUUCUUUCUUGUCCAAGGAGGCAAAAGAGAGAAGACCUAGCCCUAUUCGAAGUCUUUUCCCAUUGGAAGCUACACCGGGCUUAAUAUCUCUCCUUGUGGGAAAACCAAACGCGUCGACCUUCCCGUUUACUUCCCUCCAGUUCACUGCUCGUUCGCCAACUGAUCCAAGUAAGGAGACUUCACAGACGCUUACUGGCGAUGAGCUGGCGGAAGGUCUGCAGUACGGACCAACGGCUGGUAUUCCCUCUUUGAUCGAAUGGGUUCAUGGACUACAAGAAAAGGUACACGGACGCAAGAAAGGCGAAGGUUGGAGGGUAAGUAUUGGCUCUGGAUCUCAAGAUAUCAUCUACAAGGCCGUGCAUGCUAUGGUCAACCCUGGUGACGCCGUUCUCGUGGAAUCACCUGUCUAUGCUGGCGUGAUUCCGAUAUUCCAUACUUUGAAUAACGAGAUGGUCGAGGUUGCCACUGACGCCAACGGAAUCGUGUCAAGUUCUCUUCGAUCGAUUCUGGAAAACUGGCCUGUAGAAAAGCCUAAGCCGAAGGUCCUGUAUACUGUACCUUAUGGGUGUAAUCCUACUGGAAUGACUGCUACAGUCGAGCGCCGAAGGGAAGUUCUGGCAUUAGCUCGAGAGCACAAUUUCUUGAUCCUAGAAGAUGAUCCUUACUUCUAUUUGUACUAUGGCCCCAAUCCCAGACCACCUUCCUACUUUGCACUCGAACUGGAAGAACCAGAGGUUGGACGUGUUCUGCGCUUCGACAGUCUUUCAAAGAUCCUGUCGUCUGGUAUCCGAAUUGGCUUCACAAGUGGACCCGCGCCAAUUGUGAAUGCUCUUGAUGGACAUACUGCAACUGCGAACCUGCAAACACCGUCAUUGACCCAGACGAUUGUCUUCGCGCUCCUGGACUCGUGGGGUUACGACAACUUCCUCACACAUACCGAGAACGUUUCAAAAUUCUACAAAGAAAAGAGAGACGUAUUCGAAGCAGCUAUGCAGAAACAUCUCGGAGGACUUGCCGAGUGGACUCCUCCAGAGUCAGGGAUGUUCUACUGGUUCAAGCUUCUGCUGCCAAGUACUUCCGACUCUGAUUCGGAAGGUGACUCUGAGGCUCUUAUUACUACUAAGGCGUUCGAAAACGGCGUUCUCGCGCUACCUGGGACGGCAUUCUUGCCCAAUGGUAGGAAGACUGCCUAUGUUCGGGCUUCAUUUUCUCUGCUUUCUGAGUCGCAGGUCGAUGAGGCUUUGAGGAGGUUGCGCGAAGUCAUCCUAGAAGCUCAGAAUUUAUCUCUGAUAUAUAACGUAUUCCACGAGCUGCGCUGGUUUCCCCGCGUUGCAUGCUUUUACUUUGAAUGCAAUCGAGCGCAUGUUGGAAAUUGAACUUCCUGCGAGCUUGACCGCAACUGCGUUGAAGCGUUAUUAUCGUUGCCCUCCGCAUACCCCUUUCUUCACGAUGUCAACAUCCAAGGGAAGGGUAAAGCCGAAGCGUAGCUCAAACUUGAGAAACGAAUUGCACUUUCCUGUCUGCAACGAGUGUCCAAGUUAUGACGAUCUUGAUUUACGCUACUAUCCCGAUUAUGGUCCCUUUUCUUCCCUACACUGGCGUUUCCUUGGUGAAAUUAUAGACGCGACCUGCUUCGCAAGGCUUGUUAUCGACGUUCUUGACAUCGAAGGCACCACGUGUCGCGUGGUUCUACGACGAGGACGACGAGCUCAAUGGCAGACAAUUCUUGGAUAAGAGUAUCAUAUCAGAGACUGAAAAGUGCAAAGUGGAAUACACCGUUGCGAUUCUC
This is a messenger RNA of Somion occarium, 2613 nucleotides long. NCBI's taxonomy places the organism in Eukaryota, Fungi, Basidiomycota, Agaricomycetes, Polyporales, Cerrenaceae. The record is from the annotation of a GenBank genome assembly.